UCCCAGACCCAGUUUUUGGAGAAACUAAGAAAUGCAUUAAGGGGCAAUAGAAGUCAAAGAGGAUUAGCUGAUAUAGCUGCAAUGUGUUAUGUUGAUAUUUGUAAAGCAUCUACUUAUGUCAAUUAUAAUGAUUCAUCGACUCUUCGAUCGAUAGUUCCAGACAUAGAAGUUGAGUUGAAGUCAAAAUUAUUUAAUCCUGCAAGCCCAUUUCCAAAUGAGAAUAAGGUGGAUCAUAGACUUAUGACCGAUUGUCUAACUGCCUUAUUUAGGCUAAACCCCCGAAAAACUCAGGAAUCUUUAAUUCCAUUAUGUUUACAAGACAGUGCACCCAGUGCUUUUAA
Racocetra persica is the source of this 341-nucleotide messenger RNA. The record is from the annotation of a GenBank genome assembly. Lineage: Eukaryota; Fungi; Glomeromycota; Glomeromycetes; Diversisporales; Gigasporaceae.